Messenger RNA from Spea bombifrons (plains spadefoot toad), 3534 nucleotides. RefSeq names its product SH2 domain containing adaptor protein B (gene SHB). NCBI's taxonomy places the organism in Eukaryota, Metazoa, Chordata, Amphibia, Anura, Pelobatidae. Bases 737 to 2203 code for a protein of 488 amino acids. The transcript has 6 exons. The record is from RefSeq and is a predicted model, not a curated record. Gene Ontology annotation, molecular function: phosphotyrosine residue binding.
GGAGCUGUCAGCGUUCUCUCUCUUGUGCGGCGCGAUCGCAGCUCCUUGCAGUCUCGUACGCUUGGCACUGAUUGAUUUCCGAAGGCUUUCGCUGGGCUGCAGCAAGUGGUUUCUCUGGCAAUCAACAAGUGAAGAAGGCUCCUUAGGGGAGAUCGGUCACUGCGUGAGGAUUCGGGCUCUGCCGCUUUAAUCCGCCAAGCUGCUUUUCUACAUGAAACUUGUGGAAGAAGCCGACUUGGAAAGUGGAUGAAGGAUUACGGUGUGAAUGGGGAAAACCGAAGCUGGAUCUUACUUGACACAUUACCUGUAUUCCUUGCAGCACAUGUGUUACCGUGACUGGGGCAGUGAGCUAGCACUUCAUCUCUGCUAAUUCUCUGAACAUCGCGAUCAGCAGCCCGCCCCGUCACCUGUAUCUCUCCGUCCGCGGAGAACAUGCUUUUAUUGGCUUAGGUCUUGUUUUUGGAAGACUUUUGGUAGCUAUCCAUAUCCGCCGCGUGUGAUCGGCGCUCGUCUCUUAAGCGAUCGCUGCGACAGCCGUCGGGUUUCAGACUCCUGAGCCUGGACCUGCCAAGGAACCCCAUCUGUUUGAGUUGAUCAGCUUCUCCGGGGAGCUGCAACGUUACCCCCGGUGGAAGUUCGCCGGGUUCCAUGUGAGCACCUUACGGAGGAGGGGGGAGUGUCAGCGGAUCAGCUGCUGCAGCGGGAGAUCAGACGGCGAGCACCGGCGAGGCUGAUCAUGGCGAAAUGGCUGAAUAAGUAUUUUAGCCUGGGCAAUAAUAAUAACAACAAGACCAAGAGCCCCCCGCAGCCGCCCAGACCGGAUUAUAAGAAGAACGGUGGCACCGAUCGCUCCUUCCACCUGAGUCAGCAGCAGCAGCAGUUCCCCCAGUAUCACCACCACACGUCCCCGCUGCCCGGGCACUGCAGGGAGGAGAGCGAUCUCAUCCGAGCCUAUCGGGCCCAGAAGGAGAGAGACUUCGAGGAUCCGUACAACGGGCCCGGCUCGUCCCUCCGCAAGCUGCGGGCCAUGUGCAGAGAGGAGCAGCAGGAAGAGGGCAUAAGGGGCAGCGGCAGCCUCUUCCAAGAACCGUACCCAGGCUCCAGCACCAACACCACCUCCUCGUCCUCUUCCUCGUCUUCCUCGCCGCACCUGUACCGCAGCAACAGCGAGAGGAGGCCGGCCCGGGCCAGGCAGCAGCAGCAGCAGCUCCUGGGGGGCUCGGAGCUCAAGUACAUCGUAUCCCCCAAGCACCGGCUUAUCAAGAUAGAGAGCUGCGGCUGGGGGGACAGCGGGGGCAGCACGGGCACCGCCGCCAUCACCUGGAGCCCUGCGCUCACUGCAGCGAGUACCAAGAGCGAGGAGCCGAGCAACCCCGGGGGCAAGAAGGAGAAGCUUGUAAUACCUGAUGACUACUCUGAUCCAUUUGAUGCCAAAGGUGAAAAGAACAAAGGGCUAGUGCCUGAAAACAAUGGCUACAUGGAGCCUUAUGAAGCCCAGCGGCUAAUGACAGAUAUUCAAAAACAAGAAAGUCAGAAGCCACCGCAGAAAAAUAUUCAGUUGUACGACACACCUUAUGAACCAGAGUGCAAUGGGGUAGAGGAGUCCGAUUCGGAAAGCCUGAUUGACCUACGUUUGAGAGAAAGCAAAUUACCGCAGGAUGAUGACCGGCCAGCUGAUGAGUAUGACCAGCCGUGGGAGUGGAACAAAGCUUUGCCGGCCCUUGCAGCUCAAUUCAAUGGGGGUGAGAAGAGACAGUCCUCUCCAUCGCCAUCAAGUGACAGGCGCAGACAGCUGAGGACUCCAGGAGGUGGCUUUAAGCCCAUAAAGCAUGGCAGCCCAGAGCUCUGUGGAAUCCUGGGGGAAAGAGUGGACCCAAAUGUUUCACUGGAGAAGCAAACAUGGUAUCAUGGAGCCAUCAGCCGGACGGAUGCAGAGAACUUGCUACGGCUCUGCAAGGAAUGCAGCUACCUUGUGAGGAACAGCCAGACCAGCAAACACGACUACUCCCUGUCUCUGAAGAGCAGCCAAGGCUUUAUGCACAUGAAGCUGUCAAAAACCAAAGAGAAGUAUAUACUGGGUCAGAACAGCCCUCCUUUUGACAGCGUCCCUGAGGUCAUCCAUUUCUACACGACUAGAAAGCUUCCAAUCAAAGGAGCCGAACAUUUAUCACUCCUCUACCCUGUAGCUGUGCGGACCCUGUAGUGUGGCAAUUGACUCGUCUGCCCCUUCCUGUGGACAGGGGUCUGUGAAGAAUCUUUGUAGCCAGUACAGCUGCACUAUAAGACAGCAGGGUACUGCUGGAGGCUAUUCAAGCACUGGCAUUGUGGAACGUAAAUUAGAGGCUACAAACGCUUGGUUGUAUCGCACUCAACGUAUUUGCAAUAUUGCACUAUGGUAUUCACGAUGAACAAUACUUCUAUUACGAAGAGGGACGGUGAAAAAACCCAAAGCUUUUUAUCUGCCGUGGUCUGUAUGUUGAGCAGCUCUGAACGUGGAAAGGAGUUCUGGAAACGCAUUGCUUGUUUGGGUUGCGAAAGUUAGCAAAGAAAUGUUACAAUGUGAAGCAAUGUUGAUUAUUUGCCAACAAAGAUGUAUUUAUCACUUCUUUAUUUUGCCAAAAUCGCUUUGGAACCUUCAGUAUUAAUUUUCGAUUUACGCGCGUUUACUAAUGAAUCUGUUGAUGCUACUUCCUGAUGACACUGAAGGAAGCAGUCACCGCAAUAUGUAAUGUGGUUCCUCGAUUCACAGGUUGUACUUCUAGGUUCUGAGGUGCAGCUUAUUCACAAAGGAUUGACUAAUCUUGCCUAUUCAAACAAUGCCACUGUUCAUAGAAGGGGAAGUGUCAAGCAAAAUACUGGUGUAGAUUUCUCACCUAGUUGCUUUGAGGGGUACGUGACUGGCUUCAGGAUCAUUAUCGUUCAACCAAUAUUGACUGCUGAAUCCAAACAAGUUCUGUUCUGCGGUACCUGUGGAAAAAAAUGGUGCAAGGAAAGCCUGAACGGAAGACUCAGGCCUGCUCGGACAUUACACCCACAAACCCAUGCCUCUUGGAGCAAUAAUCUAUCUCUUUUUUUUUUCACUUGCGGCAUCCAUUAAUCCUAAAUUGUCAGUUAUGCGGUAGCACGUUAUGGUUUAAUUAUUUAUGAAUAGGUUAUGUAAAUAAAGAAAAAUAGCAAUUUAAUAUAUAAGUAUAUUUUUGACCCCAUUUUUGGUACAAAGAACGUGUGGUUGUGCACCUUCUUACAGUCGGAAUGCCUUAAGAGGCAGAGUUAACCAUGUUUUGUGUUUGUACAGUGUGACUGUUCUGUUGUGGGAAAGCGUUACUCUACUGUUAAUAGGUUGAUAAAAAAAAAAAAACAAGUAAAAGAAUCAGGGUAUUGUUGUUUUUAACUGUUUGCUUGUGAAACCUGUUUUUGUUUCGUUUAACUUUCCAAAUAGCAAAAAAAAAGUACAGUAUUAGGGUCCCCAACUGUCUUAUCUCUAAUAAAACAGAUCUUUGGCAUGUUUCAGUAAAACUUACGGUGUCUACCAAA